AUGCAGUACUACGCCCUUCAUCGUGCAGGGACUGAUAACCACCUGGUCAUACUGGAUCUACGUAGCAGAGGUAUUAAUGGGAAUAAGACCGAGAAACUCUGUGAUCAUGUGGCUAUCUCCCUGAAUAAAAACACAGUCCCUGGGGACAAGUCGGCUAUCACUCCGUCGGGUCUUCGUAUCGGCGCUCCGGCUAUGACCACUCGCGGUGCUAAGGAGGAAGACUUCCGCAAAAUCGCCCAGUUCAUUCACCGCGUUGUGGAAAUUGGCUUGCAGGUUCAGAAGCAGUCGGGUCCGAAGUUGAAGGACUUUCUUGCUAUUUUGGAUAACACUCCCCCUCCAGAGCUGACUCAGCUGCGUGAAGAGGUUAUGGCAUUCAGUUGUGGGUUUGUUCCCAUCGGUCAGUGA
Molecule: messenger RNA, 405 nt
Organism: Perkinsus marinus ATCC 50983
Lineage: Eukaryota; Perkinsozoa; Perkinsida; Perkinsidae
Product: serine hydroxymethyltransferase, putative
Exons: 3
Coding region: 1-405 (134 amino acids)
Biological process (GO): folic acid metabolic process; tetrahydrofolate interconversion; L-serine catabolic process
Cellular component (GO): cytoplasm
Molecular function (GO): glycine hydroxymethyltransferase activity; zinc ion binding; serine binding
Source: RefSeq, a predicted model, not a curated record